Striga hermonthica is the source of this 1626-nucleotide messenger RNA. Lineage: Eukaryota; Viridiplantae; Streptophyta; Magnoliopsida; Lamiales; Orobanchaceae. The record is from the annotation of a GenBank genome assembly.
AUGGCGUACUAUGGGAUAUCCUCGAAUCUGUUUAUAUAUUUGACGAAAAGACUGCGUGAGGGCACAGUUGAGUCGGCCAAUAAUGUGACGAAUUGGGUAGGCACUGUUUGGAUGACCCCUGUUUUGGGAGCUUAUGUUGCCGAUGCCCUCUUGGGACGGUAUUGGACUUUCCUCCUUGCUUCCGCUAUCUAUCUUUCGGGAAUGUGUCUUCUAACUCUAUCGGUAUCAAUACACCCACUGAAACCACCUCCAUGUUCGGACCCAAGUGGGGCCCACUGCGAGAAGGCCAACACACUGCAGCUAGCCGUGUUCUUCGGCGCACUCUACACGUUGGCACUGGGCACGGGCGGGACGAAGCCCAACAUCUCGACUAUCGGGGCCGACCAGUUUGACGAGUUCGAGCCGAGCGAGAAAGCCCACAAGCUCUCCUUCUUCAACUGGUGGAUGUUCAGCAUCUUUUUUGGCACCCUCUUCGCAAACACGGUGCUCGUCUACAUACAGGACAACGUCGGUUGGACGCUCGGUUACGGCCUCCCGGCCAUCGGCCUCGCCAUUUCGAUUGCCAUAUUCUUGGCCGGCACGCCGUUCUACCGUCACAAGGUCCCCACGGGCAGCCCUUUCACUAAGAUGGCUAAGGUGAUCGUGGCCGCCCUCAGAAAAUCGAGCGUGCCCGUCCCCGCGGACCCUAAAGACCUCUACGAGCUCGACUCUGAGUUUUACGAGCAGAAAGGGAAAUACCGAAUCGAUUCCACGAAUACAUUAAAGUUCCUGAACAAAGCAUGCGUGAAGACAGGCUCCACGAGCCCAUGGAUGCUGUGUCCCGUCACACAAGUCGAGGAGACAAAGCAGAUGCUGCGGAUGAUCCCAAUUUUGAUCGUGACUUUCGUGCCGAGCACAAUGGUGGCCCAGAUCGGGACCCUUUUCGUGAAGCAGGGGACUACCCUGAGGCGUGACAUUGGGGGCUUCAGUAUACCCCCCGCCAGCCUGGCAGCCUUUGUCACUAUAUCGAUGCUCGUGUGUGUGGUCCUUUACGACCGCUACUUUGUGACGAUCUUUCGGAAAUGGACCGGUAACCCGAGAGGCAUCACGCUCCUGCAGAGGAUGGGGAUCGGCAUGAGCUUCCACAUCAUCAUCAUGGCCGUUGCGUCGUUAACCGAGAGGGUUCGACUCGGCGCCGCGAGGUCCAACGGGUUAGUCGAGAGCGGAGGCCAAGUGCCACUAUCGAUUUUCAUCUUGUUGCCACAGUUUGUGCUGAUGGGGGCGGCCGACUCGUUUUUGGAAGUGGCGAAGAUCGAGUUCUUUUACGAUCAGGCGCCGGAGAGCAUGAAGAGCCUGGGGACGGCAUACUCCAUGGUUACACUCGGGGCCGGGAAUUUUAUCAGCAGCUUUUUGCUUUCGACGGUGUCGAGGAUCACGAGGGGGGACGGUCAUGAAGGGUGGAUAAGGAACAACCUCAACGCGUCCCACUUGGAUUAUUACUAUGCCUUCUUUGCCGUGCUCAACGUCUUAAACUUUAUGCUGUUUUUGGUGGUCGUGAGGUUUUACGUGUACAAGGCGGAGGUUUCGGAUUCUAUGAGGGUUCUUAGGGAGGAGCUGGAGGCUUCGAGAGGAACAACGGCGGCCUAG